Rhododendron vialii is the source of this 4171-nucleotide messenger RNA. RefSeq names its product disease resistance protein RPV1-like. The coding region runs from base 329 to 4171 and encodes 1280 amino acids. The record is from RefSeq and is a predicted model, not a curated record. Gene Ontology annotation, biological process: defense response; signal transduction. Gene Ontology annotation, molecular function: ADP binding. Lineage: Eukaryota; Viridiplantae; Streptophyta; Magnoliopsida; Ericales; Ericaceae. The transcript has 5 exons.
GCGCGGCAAUGAGUUCAUCAACCUCCUCCUCCUCCCUCUCUCUGCUCCCCUCCGGAUUAAUUUGUUUUUUUGUGGGGUGGGGAUUCAAAAUUUCAGCAUUUGUUUUUUUCUUUUUUGGCUUAAAGCUGACGUGGGGCCCAGGCCGCGUCAACAUCGUGUUUUGGAGAGGGGAUGGUUUUGUGCUCAGUAGACUUAUAACUUAUUGACUUGUCUAUUACAGCACUUUGUUUAAGUGGACUAUUGACUCAGGUGGCAUCUCCUAAUACAUAUAUGCAUGGAGAAGAGUGGUCUUCCUUAAUCUUUUCUGGACCUUUGUUCAAUAUCUACCAUGAAAUCCCAAGAAGACUUUUCUUCGAAUUCUCGAUUUACUUAUCAUGUGUUCUUGAGCUUCAGAGGCGAAGACACUCGCAAGGCUUUCUCUGACCACCUCUACACAGCUUUGGUUCAUACCGGAUUUCACACCUUCAGAGAUGAGGAUGGAUUAGAAAGAGGAGAAGAUAUCAAGUUUGAACUGGAGAAAGCAAUCCGAGAGUCGAGGAUGUCGAUAAUUGUCUUCUCAAAGAGCUAUGCAACAUCGACUUGGUGCCUUGAGGAGCUAGUGAUGAUCCUAAAACACAGGACUUCUGGACAUGCAGUUCUCCCUGUCUUCUAUGAUGUGGAUCCAUCUGACUUGAGGAAGCAAAGCAGCUUUGAAGAAGCGUUUGCAAGGCAUGGAGAGCAACUCAAAUCAGAAACAGGAGAACGAAAAGAGGAAUUGAAGGAAAAAAUAAAAACAUGGAGGGCUGCACUUAGAGAAGUUGCAGAUGUGACCGGGAUGAACUUGAAAAAUCAAGCUGAUGGGCCAAGGCUAAUCUCAAGCCAACAUUAUCUAAUACAUACUCAUCCAAUUAUUUCAGUUUUGACAACAGCAUGCUCAUUUUCCUUAGUUAUAGGGUGGAAAUGUGUAUUGGUUCGUGCUAUAUUUUUUGUCAUGAAUUCUUAUCGGGUCAUACUUUCCAUCUUGUCACAAUUUGUCAGGCACGAGGCAAGAUUUAUCCAGAAAAUUAUAAAAGUCGUUGGAGAUAAAUUAAGUUGCACAACCUUAGAUAUUGACCGCCACUUGGUUGGAAUAAAUUCACGAGUCAAAAACAUUCAGCAAUGGUUAGAAGAUGGGGCAACUAAGAUUGGCAUAGUUGCAAUUUGUGGAAUGGGUGGAAUAGGCAAGACGACCAUUGCAAAAUUUCUGUACAAUUUGAACUCUCCAAGAUUCGAAGGCAGCAGUUAUCUUGAAAAUGUAAGGGAAAUUUCCCAGCGAAAAAAUGGCUUACUUCGUCUACAAAGACAAAUUUAUUCAGAUAUUUUGAAGGGAAGAAAAGUAAGACUAAACAGUAUUGCUGAAGGAACAACUAAGAUUAUGGAAGCCAUAUAUUACAAAAAAGUUUUUGUAGUUCUUGAUGAUGUGGAUACACUUGACCAAUUAAAUGCAAUACUUGGAAUGCGAGAUUGGCUUUUUUCAGGGAGUAAAAUUAUCAUAACCACGAGGCGUGAGCAAUUACUACGGGCUAAUGAAUUCUCUAAGGUGUGUAGGGUUGAAAAUCUGGGUGAUGAGGAAUCCUUAGAGCUCUUUAGCUGGCAUGCCUUCGGAAAAUGUUGUCCAAACAAUGGAUAUGAAGAGGUCUCAGAAAGAGUGGUACGCUACUGUGGAGGGCUUCCAUUAGCACUUAAAGUUCUAGGCUCUUCCCUAUCAGGGCAAUGCUUAAAUGUAUGGAAAAGUCAAUUAGACAAAUUGAAAACAUUUCCCGAAGGUGAAAUACUUGAAAAACUCAGAAUAAGCUAUGAUUCUUUGCAAGAUAACCACGACAAAAAUCUAUUUAUCUAUCUUGCUUGUUUUUUUGUUGGAAGAAAGAAGGAUUUUGCAAUUACGAUCUUAGACGGAUGUGAGUUUUCUACAGUGGUUGGGAUUCAAAACCUCAUGGACAGAUGUUUGAUAGCAAUUGAUAAAAGUAAUAAUGUAGUGAUGCAUCAUUUGCUUCAAGAAAUGGCGAGAGAAAUUGCUUGCCAAGAGUCACCCAAGGAGCCAGGCAAACGUAGCAUCCUCUGGAAUCAUAAGGAUUCCUUUAAUGUUUUGAGAGACAACACUGGCACAAGCAAAGUAGAAGGGCUUAAACUCGAUGUGUGUUUGUUGAAGGAAGAUAAAUGUGUGAGUCCAGUCUUUGGUGCCAGCAGAAAACGACGCUUUGAAAAGUUCCUUGAGAAGCCCAUAUUGUCAAAUUUGGGUUGUUCGCUGAAAAGAUUUGGUUUCAGCAUGUUCUCCUCUGACCUCGAAGCCACAAAAAAUACAAAUCCAAUUGUUUUGGAAGCUGAUGCAUUUGGAAGGAUGCGCAAACUCAAGCUUCUGCAACUCAAAAGUGUACAUAUUAGUGGACCCUAUGAAAAGUUUCCCAAAGGAUUAAAAUGGUUGUGUUGGCAUGGAUUUCCACUUAAGUCCAUACCUAGUGAUUUCCCUUUGGAAAGCCUGGUUGCUCUUGACAUGCGCUAUAGCAACUUGAAAAAUGUAUGGGAAGGAACAAAGUUUCUAGUGUUAUUAAAAAUCCUCAAUCUGAGUGAUUCCCCUAACCUUAUCAAAACUCCUGACUUUUCAAAAAUCCCAAAUCUUGAGAGACUGAUGCUUAAAAAUUGUGCAAGUUUGGUUGAGGUUCAUGAAUCCAUUGGAUUUCUCGAGAGACUUGUUUUGCUGAAUUUGAAAGACUGUAACAAUUUGAGGAAGCUUCCGAGAAGCAUUGGUAUGCUAAAACUUUUGGAAAAGCUUGUCAUCUCUGGUUGUUCAAAACUUGAGGAAUUGCCAACAAAAUUGGAAAAUUGGGAGUCUUUAACUGUGCUCAAGGCAGAUAGAAUUGCCUUAAAUGAAUCUCUCUCUACCAACGGGCAGGUUAACAUUAUGCAACCUUUCAUUCGGCAUUGGCUAUUGAAGCCAAGAAGAAGUCCAGAUAUCUCAUGGACUUCUUUACCACGGUCCUUGGUGGAACUAAGUCUUGCGGGCUGUAAUCUUUCUGACAAUGCUUUUCCCACAGAUCUUAGGAACCUAUGCUCGCUGAAGACUUUAGAUAUCUGUUGUAAUCCAGUUUCGGGCCUCCCAGAUUUCAUUAGAGAUCUUACAUUGCUCGAGAAACUUAUCAUAGCAGAGUGUCCAAGGCUCCGGAAACUUGUCGGGCUCCCACUAGUACGAUCACUGUAUGUUGGAAGUAAUAAACUGCUGGAGGAAGUAACGUUUGGAAGCUUUCCCGGUCCAAAAACUACUUGUCAUUUGGAUACAUGGGACCAUGAAGGUAAGACCGUGGGCAUUUUCAAAUUAGAACCCAUAGGAAAUGUAGCAGCUGAGAUUACAAAAAGUUUGGGGUUAACGAACUUGGAAUCCAUGGGAAACGCAAUUGUAAAGCUAUCGUCAUGGUGUGGCAAGGAAAAACAGGCGCUUCCCGUCCAGGGAUGUCAUGGAACAUAUAUAUUCUCCGCUUAUCUUCCCGGUAGCAAGGUUCCUCUAUGGUUCAAUUUUAACAAUCUUGGAUCCUCGUGUAAUUUUACCGUGCCUUCAAAUCUUGAUUUGAGAGUACAAGGCUUAAGUGUUUGUUCUGUGUAUGAGUUGUCCGGUGCUCCACCCGAGUAUUAUUGGAAACUAGACACACAUACUUCCUUAAGUAAUAAAACGAAGGGUUUGAUUUGGAUCCAUUGCCCAGAGGUCUUUGGAUUUGGGGAAGUUGGAGAGGAUAUCACGUGGUUAAGUUACUGGAAGUUCGGGAAACAGUUACUGGAAGCUGGUGACGAGCUCGAUGUUUCAGUGUUUGGAGGUGCAUUUGUGCAAGUAAAGGAGGUUGGAGUCCGCCUUCUGUACAUUAAAGAACAAGAAGAGAUGAGUUCCCAAUCAGCCAAUGAAGAAAGCGUAUCCCUCUAUACAUUCGAAAAUAUCAUUCGGGGAAAUGUUCCUGCACAUGAGGGGGGGAUGAGGUUGUACCAACUCGGCAAGCAUGUUAAUGGACAUCUCUGUGUGUAUUGCCGACGUCUGUACCCUCAACCUUGGAUCCCUGCCACUCCUUAUGACGAUAGUGAUUUCGUUGAAUGUCCGGCUUCAAAAAGGCUGGCGCCGAAGUCGUAUUAUUAUGUUUCUGAUUCGCGUUUAGUCGAAGAUCUUGGGUUUUGA